Molecule: messenger RNA, 377 nt
Organism: Symbiodinium pilosum
Lineage: Eukaryota; Dinophyceae; Suessiales; Symbiodiniaceae
Source: the annotation of a GenBank genome assembly
GAGCGCUUCGACGUUCAAAACGGAUUUUACCGCCAAGAGCGAUGCACACAAAACAUGCCGGCAGACGGAGAAGUUGAAUUUCAACGAACACAAGACAUGCGACAAAGACCAUGAGACGGCAAAAGCAACCCAGACGACAAGCUGCGAUGCUGUGGCUGCCAUGGAGAAGACCAUGUAUGAGUACAAGUCCACUUGCGAAGUGCAAGCAGGCGAGACCUUUGAGGCUUUCCACACCCGGAUUAUCAAGGCAUCACAGAAACAUCUAGCCGACUACAAGACGGCGAAGUCAGCCUGCGAGGAUGCCAAGAAGGCGGUGGAAGAAAAAGAAACAGAAUGCACCACUGCGCUGAAGACCUACGAGUCUCAGAAGACGAAUU